Molecule: messenger RNA, 1133 nt
Organism: Mycetomoellerius zeteki
Lineage: Eukaryota; Metazoa; Arthropoda; Insecta; Hymenoptera; Formicidae
Gene: Atf3
Product: Activating transcription factor 3
Exons: 4
Coding region: 142-975 (277 amino acids)
Biological process (GO): regulation of transcription by RNA polymerase II
Cellular component (GO): nucleus
Molecular function (GO): DNA-binding transcription factor activity, RNA polymerase II-specific; RNA polymerase II cis-regulatory region sequence-specific DNA binding
Source: RefSeq, a predicted model, not a curated record
UCGCGCGCCGGCGGCCGACGGAGGAGGUUAAGUGGAUUAUCGAACAGCGAGCGGAUUUAAGUGCGUGCGCAGUGCGCGAAGUGCGAAUACGGCUUCUGGACACGGGAAGGUUAGAUAAAUGGUGAGAGCCCAGCGCAAGCCAUGUACAAUCUGAACGUGAACGUGAAUCCCAGCCCAACCGGGGCCGCGGGUCUUCUCGGUGUCACGGCGGCGGCGGCCGAGGUCACGCCAAGGACACCGGAAAUCGUAAAUUCGCUGAUCGCCAUGACCAAUCCCUUCGAGGGCUACGGCAGCGGCAACGAAAGGGGCAUACGGGAUCGUACGGACUCGACCAGUAGUGGCGAACCGAGCCCGCCAAGCGUCCAGCACACCUGUAGUCAGCUUAUCAAGGAAGGGCUGAAACUAACGCUACAGACGAAGAGGCGGGCGAACAGUAGUGGCGACGAUGGUAAGAAAAAAACGAAAAAGGAAGACAGCGGCGCUGACGACGAGGAAGAGGACGAGAUGAGCAUCAACAACAACAGGGCUGGUCUGACGCCGGAGGACGAGGAACGACGCCGGCGACGACGCGAGCGCAACAAGAUUGCAGCGACCAAGUGCCGACUGAAGAAGCGCGAGAAAACGGUGAUCCUUGUGCAGGAAUCCGAAAUUCUCGAGACCCAAAACCUGGACCUAAAGUCACAAAUCCAAGAGUUGGAGACUCAAAGGCGCAGGCUGGUCGACAUGCUGAGUCUCCACAGUCCGACCUGUUUGAAGCAGGGCCUGGACACAACAUCGUAUCAGCAGUUCGCCGAGCCCCUUCAUCUGCCUAGUUAUCAGGAUAAUUUUGUGCCACAGCAACCCCCGCCGGCCCUUAAUCAGCCACAGAACUGCGUCACCGAUUACCCAGUGAAGGUCGAGGAAUACGAGACCGAUUUCUACCGGCAGGGUAGUCCGUUCGUGCCGACAACAUCGGAUGCCGGUUGCACGGUUUAGCAAAACGGCGAAAAUUGUUCUUCUUCGUCUCGAGGGAGGGAGGUUCGUCGAGAAGCUCGGAACUCAUGUAUAAUAAUUGAAGGUUCUUGGAGUGUUAGAAACGGUCUCACUAAAGUUAUUUUAAUUUCACCAAGAUACAGAAUUUCAAAAAAUAUCUG